This is a messenger RNA of Umbelopsis ramanniana AG, 1047 nucleotides long. RefSeq lists its product as uncharacterized. Gene Ontology annotation, biological process: protein phosphorylation; intracellular signal transduction. The coding region runs from base 1 to 1047 and encodes 348 amino acids. The record is from RefSeq and is a predicted model, not a curated record. Gene Ontology annotation, cellular component: nucleus; cytoplasm. NCBI's taxonomy places the organism in Eukaryota, Fungi, Mucoromycota, Umbelopsidomycetes, Umbelopsidales, Umbelopsidaceae. Gene Ontology annotation, molecular function: MAP kinase activity; ATP binding. The transcript is spliced from 7 exons.
AUGUCAUCUUCUCGACAGCAAGAGUUAGCUUCGCGUAUUCAGCAUUUCAAUGCCGGAGAACAAUAUGAAGUUGUAGAUAUAGUAGGUGAAGGAGCCUAUGGUGUCGUAUGUUCGGCUUUGCACAAGCCAACUGGUCAAACCGUCGCCAUAAAACGCAUCCAACCAUUUGAACACGCCAUGUUCUGCUUGAGAACUUUGAGAGAAAUCAAGCUACUCAGAUAUUUCAAUCAUGAAAACAUAAUAUCCAUUCUCGAUAUUGUACGGCCAAAAUCACUCGACGAGUUCAACGACGUCUAUUUGAUUCAAGAGUUGAUGGAAACCGAUAUGCAUAGAGUUAUUCGUACGCAAGAUCUCUCCGAUGACCAUUGCCAGUACUUUAUAUAUCAAACCCUUCGAGCCCUGAAAGCCAUGCAUUCUGCUAAUGUCCUCCAUCGUGAUCUCAAGCCCUCCAAUCUGUUGCUCAACGCAAACUGCGAUCUCAAGAUUUGCGAUUUGGGUUUGGCUCGAUCUGCCAAUUCUGCCGAUGAAAAUAGCGGUUUCAUGACUGAAUAUGUAGCAACACGAUGGUACCGAGCUCCAGAAAUCAUGUUGACCUUCAAGGAGUAUACUAAAGCAAUCGACGUGUGGUCUGUUGGAUGCAUUCUUGCUGAGAUGUUGAGUGGCAAGCCUCUCUUUCCCGGUCGUGACUAUCACCAUCAACUGACCCUCAUCCUGGACGUACUUGGAACACCUACUAUGGACGAUUUUUACGCUAUCAAGUCGCGAAGAGCUCGUGACUAUAUUCGUGGACUGCCAUUUAAGAAACGUAUUCCAUUUUCACGUCUGGUUCCUAAUGCCAAUGCUAUGGCUCUUGACCUUCUUGAAAAGCUCUUAACAUUUAACCCGGUUAAGCGUAUCACGGUAGAGGAAGCCCUGAAGCACCCAUAUCUUGAACCAUACCACGACCCAGACGAUGAGCCUGGUGCUCCCCCUAUACCUGAAAACUUCUUUGAUUUCGAUAGAUACAAGGAUCAACUUACAAAGGAGCAAUUGAAACGUAAGUACUGA